This is a messenger RNA of Exophiala spinifera, 903 nucleotides long. RefSeq lists its product as uncharacterized. The record is from RefSeq and is a predicted model, not a curated record. Gene Ontology annotation, molecular function: inorganic diphosphate phosphatase activity; magnesium ion binding. The coding region runs from base 1 to 903 and encodes 300 amino acids. The transcript has 5 exons. Lineage: Eukaryota; Fungi; Ascomycota; Eurotiomycetes; Chaetothyriales; Herpotrichiellaceae. Gene Ontology annotation, biological process: phosphate-containing compound metabolic process. Gene Ontology annotation, cellular component: nucleus; cytoplasm.
AUGGUUCCUAGGGCGUUCCCAGACACCUAUACCCUUCGAAGCCACGGCCGGGCUCGCACAUGCGAUUACCGCGUCUUCAUUGAAAAGAAUGGGUGCCCCGUCUCCCCCUUCCAUGACAUUCCGUUAUAUGAAGACAAGGACAGCCAUGUCUUCAACAUGGUCGUCGAGGUUCCAAGGUGGACUAAUGAGAAAUACGAGAUCUCAAGAACCAACACCCUGAACCCUAUCCACCAAGACCAAGCCGGCGGUGUCCCAAGGUACGUGCGGAACCGGUAUCCGCACCACGGCUACAUAUGGAACUACGGCGCUCUACCUCAGACCUGGGAGGACCCCAACUACGUACACCCCGACACCGACGCCAAAGGCGACAACGACCCAAUCGACGCAUGCGACAUUGCGCAAGCCGUCUCUUACGCCGGCCAAGUCAAACAGGUCAAGAUCCUAGGCAUCCUCGGGCUGAUAGAUAGCGGGGAGACGGACUGGAAGCUCAUCGUCAUCGACGUCCGGGACCCGAUGGCGCAGAACAUGCAUGAUAUCGACGACGUCGAUCGCAUCAUGCCUGGUUUUCUCACGGCCACGAGAGAAUGGUUCCGCUUGUACAAGGUACCUGACGGAAGUCCACCCAACGACUUUGCGUAUGAUGGCAAUUACCAGAGCAAGACGUUCGCUCGCGGCGUCAUUGAAGAAUGUCAUCGUGCCUGGGACAAGCUGAUCGUCGGAAAGAGCGAAUCUGGCCAGAUUAGUUGCACGAAUGUGACGGUGGACAAGUCACCCUUCCGGAUCGAUCCCGGCGAUCUGGACAUACCCAAGGAUGAACAUCUGAAGCCAGCUCCGAGGCCAAAGGUCAUUGAUGAAUGGUUUUUUAUCCCUGCUCGAGACGUUCCUGGCGAACAUCAAGGUUGA